Messenger RNA from Hippoglossus stenolepis (Pacific halibut), 3086 nucleotides. It is a transcript of the gene napepld, whose product is annotated as N-acyl phosphatidylethanolamine phospholipase D. The coding region runs from base 109 to 1560 and encodes 483 amino acids. Gene Ontology annotation, biological process: N-acylethanolamine metabolic process; N-acylphosphatidylethanolamine metabolic process. The record is from RefSeq and is a predicted model, not a curated record. NCBI's taxonomy places the organism in Eukaryota, Metazoa, Chordata, Actinopteri, Pleuronectiformes, Pleuronectidae. The transcript is spliced from 9 exons. Gene Ontology annotation, molecular function: N-acylphosphatidylethanolamine-specific phospholipase D activity. Gene Ontology annotation, cellular component: membrane-bounded organelle; cytoplasm.
AGCGAGGAAACGGAAUCCGUCGCUGUCCCACACUGAUGACGUCGGGAACCUGUGGCUUUACUUUCAAUUUCAACUUGCAGUAAACAUGCUUGAAUCCGACGCUGUGGGAUGGAAACGCUGCUGUGCGGCUCGCUGCGUGUGUUACAAUCGAGUAGGUGUCGUAAAUACUCCGAGAGACUGAGGAGAGUCCGUCUGCUUCCGUCCGGCUGCCUGCAGGUGUUGUUCAUCAGCAGCAACAGCAGGCGUGUUGGUGCUAGCUGUGCUGGUUUGCCCAUGGAGAAGCCAUCAUCUUCAUCCAAAGCAGCGCUGGAGGAGAGAACCGACCCAGUGGAGGAGAGGGAAGUGCUGAGAGGUGCUGAGGGUGGAGAUGUGGGUCCUCCGACCCCGAGGAAGAGCAGCUCCUCCCGAUCCUCCCGCAAGAGCUUCCGCCUCGACUAUCGGCUGGAGGAGGAUGUGACAAAGUCCUGUCAAGACAAACAUGGCCGCUGGACGAACCCCUGGUCCACAUGGCGCUUCCCUUCCUGCCCGUUGAUGCUCAGGUUCUUGUUGUGGGAUAAAGAUCACAGCAAAGUACCAACUAAUAAAGAGGCUCUGGACAGUGAGCUCCCAGUGAUGGAGCCGUACUUUGUCCAGAACCCAGACCUCUCCGACUCCGGUCCAGGUCUGAGAGUCACCUGGCUGGGUCACGCCACGGUCCUGGUCGAAAUGGACGGACUGAACAUCCUGACCGACCCCAUCUUCAGCCAGAGGGCCUCGCCUAUCCAGUUGGUGGGGCCCAAAAGGUACCGAGGGCCUCCCUGCACUGUGGAACAGCUGCCCAGGAUCGAUGCUGUUGUCAUCAGCCACUCUCAUUACGACCACCUGGAUGUUGGAUCUGUGGCCAGCCUCAACGCACGCUUCGGGGGGGAGCUACGCUGGUACGAGCGAUCCGUCAGUGGGCUCAUUUCUCACUCUCUUCAAUUCAUUUCUUAUGUGUCUGACACUCCCGUGUGUUGCAGGUUCGUGCCCCUGGGUCUCAUGGACUGGAUGAUGAAAAUGGGCUGUGAGAACGUGAUCGAGCUGGACUGGUGGGACGAGAACUGUGUCCCGGGUCACGACGACGUGAUGUUCGUCUGCACGCCGUCUCAGCACUGGAGCAAACGCUCGGCUCUGGAUGAUAACACGACGUUAUGGGGCAGCUGGUCUAUUUUGGGUCCGGAACAUCGAUUCUUCUUUGCUGGGGACACUGGCUACUGCCCCUCCUUCCAGGAGAUUGGACGACGCUUUGGACCAUUCGACCUCGCUGCCAUCCCCAUCGGAGCCUACAUGCCCAGGGACGUGAUGAAGGGGCAGCACAUAGAUCCAGAGGAGGCUGUUCAGAUUCACCAGGACCUGCAGGCAAAACACUCUGUGGCCAUUCACUGGGGAACUUUUACACUCACCUAUGAGUACUACUUGGAGCCGCCGGUUCGUCUCAGAGCGGCACUGGAGCAGAAAGGACUGCAUCCGAAAUCCUUCUUCACGUUGCAUCAUGGGGAGUCUCGGCUUAUUACGGCACGUGGAGGAGAAGUCUUUGAGUGAUAGUGAUCAUCCUCCUCCUCCUCCUCCUCCUCCUCCUCCUCCUCCUCCGGGGUUCCUGGGCUGCGUUACCAGAGAGAUUUUGUAGAUAUACUUUAGUGAUUAAAGUAUGAAGCUCGUCUCUAUAUUUACCCUGUAAUGAACACUUAUUAUUUUUCACCAAUUACAUUACAGGGUCAUUGGUGAACAGUACUACCUAAAUGAGCUGAUACAAAUGGAGGGGAAAAAAAGAACAGACUGAAUUGCUGAGUCAGUGUCACAUGUUCAUUGAAAAUAUUGAUUCAGAAUUUUCGUUGGUAUGCACAAGUUUAGAAAAUGAAUUCAGGUCCCAUUUUAGACAGUUGAAGACUAAAGUUUCCACAUGUGGGAUAAGCGUAGACAUUUCUUUUCAGUGGUUUUUGUUCAGUCAGCAUGCAGACCGCAAAUUACCACUUUGAAAUACAACAAAGCUGCAGAAACACUGUCAGUGAUUAUCUACAUAGAGGGAGACAAUUUAAUGUUAAAUAUAGGAAGUGGUUAAGAAUGUUUACCCUAACACUCAUGGUCAUUGGAGAACAAUACUACCUAAAGAAUCUAAUGACAAAAUAAAGGAAAAACACUUACUUCUGGCAAAGAUUAGCGCCUGUUUUUUUGUAAUUUCAAAGAACAUUUUCUGCAGCUUUGUAUCUCAAAGUGGUAACUUGCAUUUUGACAUUAAGUGAGUGUUUGAAAUAUUUUCUGGUUGCUAAACUGUUCCAGAACAGAGGAGCAACAACCACUGAAAAGAAACUGAGUCAUCAACUGACCAAAAUAUGAGCAUCAUUCUUUUUCUGAAUUUUUUGCACAUUAACAAAGAAAUCUGAAUAAAAUAAGUUAAAAUGAACUUCAGAGUUACUAUAGUAACCAAUGCUCUUAAAUGAAGAUGUGAAUGUAGUUAAAGUGUGUGCACAGGAAACAGUGGAGGUUGAUUGACAAACCUCGUCUCUGAAGCUGAACAGGAACCUGUAGACACGUGAUGCAGUUUCAUAUUCACACACAGCUGGACACGUGAGCUGUUAUAUCAAAGAAAAAACACAGACAGAUAUUUAGUGGUUUUUAAAGAGCAGUGUUAGCUGAAGCUAAAUGACAAUACUGUGUUUUUCUUCAGAUUGUAUUGAGGCCAACCCAAAACUACACAGACAAGUAAAGGAAGAAAUCUAAUUCCCUACAGCUGAAGUGUCAGUGUGCACAAGUUGAGCUGGGUUCAACUUGCACUGCAGCUACUGUGUUUUGUUCCUGUGACGGACAUUUACUUUGAAUGUUCUGAAACCACAGCACAAAGACCAACCUCCUCAUGCAUCAUUGAUGUUUUCGCUUCAGACAAACAAUAGAAUAAUUUAGUACUGUUGUGAUUUGAUCUUAAAAACCAGAAUGUAAGAAGAGGUAACAGCACAAUUUUGAGGUGAUUUAAUAGCCUGGAUAAAACUGUAUCGUCAGUCUGGGCUAAUUGUGUUUUACAUUGAUUCUGUGUCACUGAAUUUACCAUUAAAUAAACACUGCAUACCUGCAAA